Tremella mesenterica DSM 1558 is the source of this 1080-nucleotide messenger RNA. RefSeq lists its product as uncharacterized. The record is from RefSeq and is a predicted model, not a curated record. NCBI's taxonomy places the organism in Eukaryota, Fungi, Basidiomycota, Tremellomycetes, Tremellales, Tremellaceae. The transcript has 6 exons. Bases 1 to 1080 code for a protein of 359 amino acids. Gene Ontology annotation, molecular function: oxidoreductase activity.
AUGUCGAUCCCUACUACUAUGCGUGCUGCCAAAGUCGGUGUAGAUAAACAUCACUACGAUCUAGUGACUCUACCUGUCCCUCAGCCAAAAGGAUAUGAAUGUCUUUUAAAAAUCGGUGCAGCGGGAUUUUGUCAUACGGACACUAUGGUACUAGAAGGGGUAUUCGGUGGUAAUAAAGUAAUUGGGAGUCAUGAACCUUCUGGAACUGUGGUAGCUCUUGGAGAAGAUGCGGAAAGGGAUGGGAGAGUGAAAUUGGGUCAGAGAGUAGCAGGUAUGUUAAAGAGAGAUGUUUGUUUCGAAUGUUCCGAUUGUAAACUCGUCGAUUGGAUAUACUGUCAAAAAGGUCUUAAUUCCGGACUUGACAUUGAUGGUUUUUUCUCAGAAUACGCUAUUGUCGAUUCCCGUUUCUGCGCUACAUUACCUGACAACAUGUCUUUCGAACAAGCCGCUCCGUUGACUUGCGCCGGUUUGACAAUUUACAAAGCUAUAAAACUUGCCGUGGAGAAAAAAGGUAUAUUACCUGGGAAAGGUAUAUUGGCUAUUAGUGGUUUAGGUGCUUUAGGACAUUUAGGUACUCAGAUGGCAAAAGCUAUGGGCUACACAACAAUCGGUAUCGAUGCUAGACCAGGACCUAUAUCAUUGGCUAAUGAGAUGAAACAUAAACCCGAUUUGACUAUCGACGCUUCGAAAGUCAAUGUCGAAAAGGCUAAAGAAAUGAUUAAUGAUCUACGUCCAAAAGGUUAUUUCGGAUGGGAAGGAGUUGAUGCAAUCAUCAUGUGCGCAGACGCCGUAGCUUCUCAACGUUACGCCAUCAACCUUCUCGUUCCACACGGUUUAAUGGUGAUCGUAGCUCAACCACCAACAUACACGUUCGAAUUCCGUGAUUUCAUUUUCAAAGAUAUCUCAGUUAUCGCCAGUAUGCACGGGAACGAGAUACAAUUACAAGAAUGUGUUGAUUUAUGUGCCAAAGAGGGAAUAAGGACGGAAACCACUACGUUCACUUUGGAUCAACAUAAGGAAAUGUGUGAUGCUAUUCAUCAAGAUGGUUGGAAGGGGAAGGCUGUGAUGGUUUUUGAGUAA